UUGGCGAUACGGAGAGGCGCAUUUAAGGAGGGGAGGACGGGAGGGAGAUCGCACCCGCAUGUCAAGGCACUGCUCCCAGUGGUACGGCAGGGCGGUGUCGGAGUUCAGCUCCACCGUGAUUCCCCCAGCGCUCUCGUCGGUCGCCUCGGCGAGGUGCGGCGGCGGCGACUGGUCCCCUCCUCCGCCUCCCCCCAACGAGCAGCUCCUCAACGAGGCGGCGAUCAUCUCGAUGUUGGGAGCCGCCAUCGCCGAAGGCGAAGCCCACAACCAAUGCAAGACGAGAGGAGGAGGAGGAGGGGGUGCGAAGAAAGUCGGUGCAAGCAGUUGAAGAAGAAGAAGAAAGAGUUUUUUUUGUGUUUUAGGGGACUGUUUGGGUGGAGAAUAAAACGGAAGCAGAGUUGGGAACGCCGGUUUUAA
Molecule: messenger RNA, 417 nt
Organism: Musa acuminata subsp. malaccensis (wild Malaysian banana)
Lineage: Eukaryota; Viridiplantae; Streptophyta; Magnoliopsida; Zingiberales; Musaceae
Source: RefSeq, a predicted model, not a curated record